AUGACCCCCAAGAGGAAAAACACACCCCCUACAUCCAAGCCUACAUCCAAGCCUACAUCCAGGACUAUCAAGACACCCACCAAGAUCAAGACCACCACUAUCAAGUCCAAGACGGUCAGGGCACAGACCCCGCGAGCGACCACACGACCCAAAACGGGCAAGCGCUCCACAUCUUCUGGCAGGUCGAAACGACCCAAACGAAGGAAAAAAGGCAGACGAGCUGGCAAUACCGCCAACCUUAUGAGAGUCUACAGACUCUCUCCUAUGCUCAGCCAGCUACUCGACAAAACCGCCCUCUCCCGAUCCCAAGCUAUUAAACUCAUCUGGAAAUAUAUCAAAGACCACGACCUAAAUGAUGGCCAUGUCAUCGCCUGCGACAAAGCCCUCCGCACCUGCUUCGAUACAGACUACCUACACUUCUUCUCGCUCACCGCCUACCUCACACCACACCUUCUCGAGGUCGUCGAUACACUGGAGGAACAUGCCCCCAGCACAGUCGACAUCCUACUCAACGAUCUUCCCGAACUCCGAGACCUCUCCGGAGAACACCUUCACUGUGACGGAUCCACCGACUCAGACGACGAAUCAGCAGAUUUGGAGGCCGACGACCUUGUCGACGACGAUGCCCCAGACGACGAUGACGACGACAAACCAAUUAAAUCUGAACCCGCCGUCAAAUCUGACUCCAACAUAUCUGAACCUAACAGAGGAACCAAUCGCCACCACACUCGCGCCAGAACCCCCACCAGAUCCCCGAACAGAACUCCACCAAAAAGCGCUCCUUCCAAGAUCAGCACCCCCUCAUCCAAUAAACCUGAAUCAGCAAGCCGCCCGCUCCUACAGACCAAGUUGCAGGCCGUGAAAUCGGAGAUCAAAAUCAAACCCGAGCCGCAACUGAGCCAGGCCGCUACCAGCAGAGUCCAAUUCACUCCCGCCAGAUCAACAUCUCGAGCAUCCACGCCAGGACCUCGAGCACAUUCAAAAAGUAGUUCUGACUUGAAAGAAGAAGCGUUACCUUAA
Gregarina niphandrodes is the source of this 1020-nucleotide messenger RNA. Its product is annotated as SWIB/MDM2 domain protein. The coding region runs from base 1 to 1020 and encodes 339 amino acids. The record is from RefSeq and is a predicted model, not a curated record. The transcript has a single exon. Gene Ontology annotation, biological process: nucleolar large rRNA transcription by RNA polymerase I; transcription initiation at RNA polymerase I promoter. Gene Ontology annotation, cellular component: nucleus; RNA polymerase I upstream activating factor complex. Gene Ontology annotation, molecular function: RNA polymerase I cis-regulatory region sequence-specific DNA binding. Lineage: Eukaryota; Apicomplexa; Conoidasida; Eugregarinorida; Gregarinidae.